CCCUUUUAAUCAAAUAACCAUUUUAUUAACUUUUUUGUUUUUUCAUUAUUGUUUCACUUGUUUUUGCAAGAGUUUGGAAAUUUGUGCAUACAAUCAUCAUCAAUUAUAAUUAUUUUAAGCUAACCUUUAAAAUCCCAUUUGGGACGCCAUUGAUAAGCUCCGCUCAGUUCAAAGGUUUCAUCGAGAGUACUGACAGAAGCGAAGCUUACGGGAAGAAAAACUAUUGGGAAAAUGCUUGAAAUGUAAGCUGGGAAUUUCUGGCUUCUUCUUCUUCUUCUUCUUCUUCACGGCCCUUGAAAGCUACGAAGCAUUCCAAGAAUAUGUCGGAGAAAUUGGCUCCAGAGAAGCGCCACAGCUUCUUCCACGGCAGCCAGAAGGUGUUUGAAUGGGACCAGACCCUAGAGGAGGUGAACGUCUACAUUACUCUCCCUCCCAAUGUCCCCACAAAGCUUUUCUACUGCAAAAUCCAAUCUAAACAUGUGGAAGUUGGCAUCAAAGGCAACCCUCCUUAUCUUAAUCAUGAUCUCAGUUGCCCUGUUAAAACUGAUUCUUCCUUCUGGACUUUAGAGGAUGAUACAUUGCACAUAACCCUGCAGAAGAGGGAAAAGGGUCAUACAUGGUCUUCACCUAUAGUGGGUGAGGGUCAGCUUGACCCAUAUUCAACUGAUCUCGAACAGAAGCGCCUUAUGCUUCAAAGGUUUCAAGAGGAGAACCCCGGAUUUGACUUCUCACAGGCUCAGUUUUCAGGGAACUGCCCAGACCCAAGGACAUUCAUGGGAGGGAUCAGAUCUGAUUGACAUACUACCUAUCCUCCAACUAGCUGAACUUAUUAUUCCGUUGUGUGUGUCUUUGUAAAAUAUUAGCACCAUGCAAUAUUAGUAGCAACAUGUUUAUUGUAAUUGACAAUGAUCCUUGCACUGGAUUCAGGUUUGAUCUAAUGCCAAUGAUGUUUAUGCUUUCUUUCUUUUA
Molecule: messenger RNA, 969 nt
Organism: Vitis vinifera (wine grape)
Lineage: Eukaryota; Viridiplantae; Streptophyta; Magnoliopsida; Vitales; Vitaceae
Product: nudC domain-containing-like
Exons: 6
Coding region: 321-797 (158 amino acids)
Biological process (GO): protein folding
Cellular component (GO): cytoplasm
Source: RefSeq, a predicted model, not a curated record